Messenger RNA from Closterium sp. NIES-65, 1500 nucleotides. NCBI's taxonomy places the organism in Eukaryota, Viridiplantae, Streptophyta, Zygnematophyceae, Desmidiales, Closteriaceae. The record is from the annotation of a GenBank genome assembly.
AUGCUCAUCCCCAGUGGUGUCGCCACGGCUGUUUGUGCUGCCGUUGCCCUGACCGCCACCUCCCUUGCCCCCACCUCCCCCUUUGCCGUUGUUCCGAGCCUGCUUGCGGGGCUGGGUAGCGUUGAGGGAGGAGGAGGAGGGUUGGGAGGAGGCGAGGUUGACAAUGGGGGUGCGAAGUUUGACUUCGGUGUCUAUGAUCCACUGCUCAACGGAGGCGAGAUCGGCCAUGGGAUUGGCUUCGUCUGCAUCAGCGGUGGCUUGGUCGACGGUGAGUUGGAGGUCGGGUUCACGAGGAGGAUCGCCAGGAGAUGGAGGGAGAGGAGGGGUCUCGCCGGGGUGGUCAGGAGCGGUGGGGGGGAGAGCAUGGGGACGGCGGAGGAUGACGUCAAGGACGCGGUAGGGGGGAACCCAUGCAUCGAAGAGAACUCGACGAAUGCUGCCGAUGAAGGAGUGCCAGUUGAUGGCGGAUUUGUCCGCGGCGAGCUGCAGCUUAUCGAUAGAGGAGGUAUCAAUAGGAGGAGGGAGGGGGGAGGGUGUGGCGUGAGCCAUGAUGGACGGCCGCGGGGCGCUGGCGUGGAGGUGGCGUCAAGGCCGCGGAGGGGGAGGGCGCUGUCAGCAACGGCUGGCGAGGCCGCGGCAACGCUGGCGCGGAGGCGGCGUCGAGGCCGCGGAGUGGCGCGGGCGACGGCUGGCGAGGCCGCGGCGAGGCGCGGAGGCGGCGUCGAGGCCGCGGAGGGGAAGGGCGUGGGCGGCGGCGGCUGGCGAGGCCGCGGCGGCGCUGCCGCGGAGGCGGCGGCGAGGCCGCGGAGUGGCGCGGGCAGCGGCUGGCGAGGCCGCGGCGAGGCGCGGAGGCGGCGUCGAGGCCGCGGAGGGGAAGGGCGCGGGCGGCGGCGGCUGGCGAGGCCGCGGCGGCACUGGCGCGGAGGCGGCGGCGAGGCCGCGGAGUGGCGCGGGCGGCGGCUGGCGAGGCCGCGGCGAGGCGCGGAGGCGGGGUCGAGGCCGCGGAGGGGAAGGGCGCGGGCGGCGGCGGCUGGCGAGGCCGCGGCGGCGCUGGCGCGGAGGCGGCGGCGAGGCCGCGGAGUGGCGCGGGCGGCGGCUGGCGAGGCCGUGGCGAGGCGCAAAGGCGGCGGCGAGGCCGCGGAGGGGAAGGGCGCGGGCUGCGGCGGCUGGCGAGGCCGCGGCGGCGCUGGCGCAGAGGCGGCGGCGAGGCUGCGGAGUGGCGCGGGCGGCGGCUGGCGAGGCCGCGGCGAGGCGCGGAGGCGGCGUCGAGGCCGCGGAGGGGAAGGGCGCGGGUGGCGGCGGCUGGCGAGGCCGCGGCGACGCUGGCGCGGAGGCGGCGUCGAGGCCGCGGAGUGGCGCGGGCGGCGGCUGGCGAGGCCGCGGCGAGGCGCAGAGGCCGCGGAGGGGGAGGGCGCGGGUAGCGGCGGCUGGCGAGGCCGCGGCGGCGCUGGCGCGAAGGCGACAUCGAGGCCGCGGAGUGGCGCGGGCGGCGGCUGGUGA